Lolium rigidum is the source of this 1579-nucleotide messenger RNA. RefSeq names its product vesicle-associated membrane protein-associated protein SCS2-like. Gene Ontology annotation, biological process: endoplasmic reticulum membrane organization. Gene Ontology annotation, cellular component: endoplasmic reticulum membrane; plasma membrane. The transcript is spliced from 8 exons. NCBI's taxonomy places the organism in Eukaryota, Viridiplantae, Streptophyta, Magnoliopsida, Poales, Poaceae. Bases 17 to 1297 code for a protein of 426 amino acids. The record is from RefSeq and is a predicted model, not a curated record.
GUCGGGGAAGGCGGCGAUGGGGAGCGCGGAGGGCCUCGUCGAGAUCCGGCCCCGCGAGCUCCAGUUCCUCUUUGAGGUGAGGAAGCAAAGUUCAUGUUCUAUCCAUCUUGUGAACAAGACAGAUGAAUAUGUUGCAUUCAAGGUUAAAACUACUUCUCCAAAAAGAUACUGUGUUCGACCGAACAUUGGAGUUAUUCUUCCAAGGGCAACUUGUGUUUUUACAGUUACUAUGCAAGCACAAAAGACUGCCCCACCAGAUCUGCAAAUUAAAGACAAGUUUCUUGUGCAAACUACGGCUAUUCCUGCUGGUAUAACUGAUGAAGGCACUAUUCCCGCUUUUUUCUCCAAAGAAACCAGAAGAUAUGUUGAAGAGAAUAAGCUGAGAGUUGUCCUUGUCAGUGCAACUCAGCCUGAAGCAGAGCAGCUCAUCAGUGGACUGCCCAAUGUUAAGGCCACCAUUGAGGUUCCUGUGGCGAAAGAGACAUUGAAUAUUGUGAAUGAAGUACCUAAUGUGGUGAACCAAGUCCCUUAUUCCCUGAAAGCAAGCUUUCCCUCUCUAACAGAAUGUCCAGCUAUUUUGAGUGAAAUUCCUUUCCCUGUAAAUGAAAUUCCUACUGUUCAGGGAGAUUUCCCAGUCCCAUUAAAAGAAGCUCCAGCAACUUCAGUAAAAUCUGCUAUCCAUUUGAAAGGAAGUCCUACCGUUUCUGUUGAAACUCAAUUUUCUUCAAUAGAAACAAAUAUGAGCUUAAAAGAAACUCCUGCUGUUCUGAGAGAUUUCCCAGUCCUGUUAAAAGAAGCUCCAACUACUUCAGCAGAAUCUGCUAUUCGUUUGAAAGGAAGUCCUACUGUUUCUGUAGAAACUCAGUUUUCUUCAACAGAAAUGAAUAGGACCUUAAAAAACACUCCUGACCUGAGAGAUUUCCGAGUCCCCUUAAACGAAGCCCCAGCUACUUCUGCAGAAUCUGCUAUCCAUUUGAAAGAAACUCAAUAUUCUUUAACAGAAAUGAGAAGCGAUAUAUUUGUCAACACAGAGAAUCUUCAUUCAUGUCGUGUUGAGGAUGUUCAGAAUAUGAAGUCGGAGCUUAUUAAUCUUGAAGGCAAACUAGAAGAGGCUGAAAAUUUGAUCAUGAAACUGAGGGAAGAGGCCAGAACUACCAUCCAGGAACGUGAUAAGUUGCGGCAUGAAAUGAUCUUCAGAAGGAAGGGCGGUCCACGAAAACAAGCGGGCUUCCCGCCGCUGUUCGUGGCCUACAUAGCGAUUCUUGGGGUGUCUCUGGGUUACCUGUUGCACGUGUGAGCCUGAUUCGUGUGUUGGAGAGAUCGAUGAAAAUCCUACUUGUACUGUAGCUGAGCUUUCUAAAAGAAGCAGAGUUGAAUAAUGGAAGGGUAGGUACUCAGAGAGGAGUCCUUGUCUGAGAUGAUCGCCAUCCAUAGACUUCAGAUGUCCUUCAUUACUCGCUUCCUGCUUGAGCCAGGAAUCACUGGAGUGCAUAGUCAUAGGCCAGCUUAAUUCUUGGAUUGUGUAUAUAGAGAUUGAUAAUUGAUAAAGAUAUAUUCGCCGUGGAGGCUACAGAUGCUA